Messenger RNA from Letharia lupina, 228 nucleotides. RefSeq lists its product as uncharacterized. The record is from RefSeq and is a predicted model, not a curated record. The coding region runs from base 1 to 228 and encodes 75 amino acids. The transcript has 2 exons. NCBI's taxonomy places the organism in Eukaryota, Fungi, Ascomycota, Lecanoromycetes, Lecanorales, Parmeliaceae.
AUGUCUCCCAUCUCAUUGCUUGGACGUUCAGCCCAGAUAUAUGCGGACGCCGCGGCCCUCGGUAUAGACAUUCCCACCAACCACAGCCUCUUCGAAGGUGGUGAGCUUUUCGACAAAACCCUGCUUGAAGAUCUUCGCGACCAGGUCUACAUGCUCCGCGGAUGCAGUGGCGAGCCUGUUGCGCACAUGCCGGGGUUUACGCCUGCUGAUCUCGAGGCUGAGGUUUGA